GCCUCGCCACUCCCCUUCCUGCGGGCUGCAACGCGCUGCUGGCCAUGCUCCGCUUGGGCCGGGUGCUGCUAGGCCGCCUGUGCCCACCCCGGCCCUGGGCGGCGCGGCGCGGAGCGGCGGCGUGGGGCGAGGAGGAGCGCUUCGUCUUCCUCGAGUACGAGCCGGAACCGCCGCCGCCCGCCGCUGCGGCGAGGAGCAGAGCGGCCGCGCGGAGCCGGGCGGCAGGCGCGGACGGCGCACCGGGGGGGCGACGGGUGCGGAGGGCGGCCGACCCGUCGGUGCCGCCGAGCGGCGUGGGCUGCUCGGGCUGCGGGGCCGAGCUGCAAUGCCGCGACGCCGCAGCGCCGGGCUUCGUUCCGGCCGACAAGUACCGCGGCCUCUGCGCGGGGCCGGGCGGUGCGGCCGGGCUGCGGGACGCCGUGUGCCAGCGGUGCUGGGUGCUGGCGCACGGCGGCGAGGCAGUGCGUCUGGAGCUGCCGCCCGAGCGGCACCGCGCCGUGCUGAGCGCCGCGCUCCGCAGCCCCCCUCGGCACGGCCGCGGCCCGCUGCUCCUCUACCUGCUGGACGUGCUGGAGCUGCCCGACCCAGUGUUACCGCAGCUGCCCGCGCUGCUCAGCCCCGAGGUGCCCGCCGCGGGGCUGCUGGUGGUGGGCAACAAGGUGGACCUGCUGCCGGCUGACUCCCCCGGGCACCUGCGGCGGCUGCGGCAGAGAGUGACGGCUGCCUGCCUGCAGGCCGGCAUCUCCCGAGCGCAGCUGGUGGAUGUCCGACUGGUGAGCGCCAAGACGGGCUUCGGGAUGGAGGGGCUGGUCAGCCGGCUGCAGCGCUCCUGGAAGUGCGCCGGCGACGUCUACCUGCUGGGGGCCACCAACUCGGGCAAGUCGACACUCUUCAACACCCUGCUGCUCUCUGACUACUGCAAGUCACGUGCCCCCGACGUGGUUGGCAGGGCCACUGUCUCAGCCUGGCCAGGAACAACGCUGAACUUGUUGAAAUUUCCAAUUAUUAACCCAACGUGUGACAGGAUAUUCAGAAGGCAGGAGAGGCUGAAAGAAGAGGCGCUAAAAACAGAAGACCAGCUAAGCGAUGAAGAAAAAAAGCACCUCAAUCGCCUUAAAAAGCAAGGUUACUUAGUGGGAAGAGUUGGAAGAACAUUUAAACGCCGGGAGAGCUCUGUGGUUGAUUUUGACCCUGACGUGCUGUCAUACAGCAUAGAUGAAGAUCCACGCCCUAUCUCUAAGAAGCAUGAGGAAAGAGAAGAGUUCACAUACAACGAAGUGAAGGAUGCUCGCUGGUGUUUUGAUACUCCAGGGAUUGUAAAGGAAAACUGUGUUUUGAAUCUCCUAACAGAGAAAGAAGUAAAGCUGGUUUUGCCAACACAAGCCAUCAUUCCACGGACCUUCAUUCUCAAGCCAGGAAUGGUCUUGUUUUUAGCAGCUUUAGGGCGCAUAGACUACUUACAGGGAGAAAAACCUGCCUGGUUUUCUGUUGUGGCUUCUAAGCUGUUGCCAGUCCACAUUACUACCUUGAGCAGUGCGGAUGUCAUGUAUGAGAAGCACGCUGGCCAAGAGUUCUUUAAGGUUCCAAUGGGUGGGAAAGAGCGAAUGAAAGAGUUCCCCCCACUUGUCCCUCAGGACAUUACACUGAAAGGAACUGGUACCAGUGAGGCAGUUGCAGAUAUCAAACUUUCCUCUACAGGCUGGGUGGCAGUGACAGCUUAUGCAGAAGAGGAACUGUUGCUCCGAGCCUAUACGCCCAGGGGCACCACAGUGGUGGUACGGGAGCCUCCCCUUUUACCAUAUAUCAGUAACGUCAGAGGGGCCCGGAUCCCAGGUACUGCGGCCUACAGAACCAAAAAGCCUCCGUCUCUUGUAGAAAACCUGAGAACUGUGGGGAACAGAUAGCACUCACCAUCGUCUGAGCAAGACAGGAUUCAGAACCUUGAUGCUUGUUGACACUCAGGAGAGCUUAGACUCAUCUAAAAGGCAGACAGGCACAGUUUCAAGGGACAUCUGGGCGAGAUAAAUCUGAUUUAAGGCACCACAAGUCUAAUAUAAUUAUUGAGCUGCAGCUGGUUCAAGCGAGCUGAAUGGCUGGUACCUUGCUCUGUGAGGUGAAAUGUUCUUUUCCCUGAGAUCAGGCGCUGUCAGCGAGCAACCAUCUUUCCCAGUUUACUCUUGAGAUACAGCAUGGAAGCUGAGCUGCCUGCCUUUGGCUGACUUUGCUGCUCAGAGUAGGUCUUUUCCUGCAGACAUGCUCUCACAGGUCAGAAACCAUCACCUGGUUCUUGGAGCCUUUAUGUUGUUUCCAAAGCAGAAGGAGGUAGAAGUGGGGAGAGGAGCAGGGAGUUCUCUGGUGUGGGUAUUACAUUCCCAGGAUCUUGCAGUUAUUCAACAUUAUUGACCAAACAUUAGGUCCCCUCAGUAUCUGAAGCAUUGCCCUACAUCUAGACACAGGAAAAAGAAAUUAAAGAAAAGCAGGCCUGCUCAAGUGCCUAACAAAGAAACUCGCAGCUCACUGCUUUGGUUUGGUUUCUGUAGCUUGUGUAAAAGUUUCUGAAACUGAGGAUGUACAGUAAAAAAAAAAAAACCUUCUCAAGACUCCUUUGUCUUCUGAAAUCACCAGAAAAGCACUCGUGUGGGCUUGCAUCUUGCAAACUAUACAACAGCACUAGCAACAUGGUCUGUAUUAGAGGAAAACAUACCAUGCCACAUCUGGCAGCCAAAGAGGAGUAAGACUACUGCAGUUCCAAGCUGCCAGGUCCAACCACAGGAACAGCUCAAGUUUCCAGCUGGCAUGUGCACACAGCAGACAGGUACAGAGCUAGUCACACAGACUGCAAACACAACAGUCAGGUGAACACAGACAACACAAGCAGUCUCAUCCUGCUUUCCUCUUUGGUUGAUCAGAAUAGAGGUCUGGGGAAAACACCCACCUUGCUACAGCCUGCUCUCCUCAGGCUUCUCUCUAGACCAAACAGCACCAGUUCCCCCAACCACUCUGGUUUUCUGGUUCCUUCACUAUUUUUUCCCCUCUCUCCUCCACCCACACUCAAGCAAUUCAAGACCCUUCUCAUAGUGUGGGUCCUAGAACUGAGUACAGUACACAAAAGUGCAGUCUUGCCAGAGCUAAGUACAGAGGGGAAAAUCACCACCCCAGUUCUGUUGGCCACACCAUUUCCAUUAAGUGUUCUGAGAGAAGACAGCAGAAAACACUGCUUCAGCUAGCAUCUCAUUUUUUGUGAAGGAUAUACUCAGCAGUCCUGAAGAAGUGGACAUAGAAAUAGUCACAGCUCUACCAGUAAAACUGGGAAUCAGGAAAAGGGUCCAGACAUGGCCUGUUCAAACUAGCUUGAUAAAUAAAAACAGGCGUCUCCUACAGCAUUCCUGUAAUGCUGUAACUGUGGAAAAGACAAUAUAAAAUGCAAACAAUACCAAAUGCAGGAAGAGUAACUGGAAUGCCUUCCUUUGUGACAGCAUUAGUCCCCAGCCCAGGAGUCAGCCAUGAAAAAUUGCAGGCAAGACAAUGUGCGCAGGGACCUGUGUAGCAGGUCCUCUGAUUUUUGGAAACACAGCCUUUUUCACAAAGAUCAGUAGCCAAUGCUGAAAUUGUAUUCAGGAGAAAGGGCUUCCUGCCUGAAACAUGAGGAUGUGCAGGGAAGAAUGUGCCUCCCAUGCUGUGUCCUUUUGUGUUCAGCAAGAUAUGCAAGUGGGGCAGCUGGGCCAGCAGGGCCAGCACAAGAACUGGAGUUACACAGGUGUUUUAAGUGCUUUUGCAAAGCCUACUCUGUAUCUACUGACUCCUCAGGCCAUAAGAGCAGACAACUAGCAACAGCCACAGCUAGGAACAACAACAACAACAAAAAAAUGUGUGCUCCAGACAGAUGUAAAACCUCAGCAUGUAGGAGGUUUUAAUAUGGAAGCAAUUAGCGCUUAGAUUAAAGCACAGAAAUACCUUUUAUGAGUUCUGAGCUUCUCCAAGUUGGUGUCUAUUUCACACUUGUGCUGGACAGCCUGAGAGGCAAGACAUUUUUUAACAUCUAUGGACAAGAGCUAAUUUAAUCUCAAACCACAUUUGCUUUUGGCUCCUCUGUUGAGUCUGUGUGUAAAAAUGAGGUGUAAAGACAGGACUGGGAGAGUUAAGCCUCCUGGGAAGGCCCAACCUUCAUGGCUCAGUGUGCCCAGGCUGGGUGCAAUUAUGUAUAGCUCUGUUAGAAAAGUGAGGAAAGCUGAAAAGUGCAUAUUCAGCAGAACAGCUCAUUUGCUGGAGUACUGCAGGGAGCUCCCUGUCUUCCCCCAGCUGGAAUGGGGGACUAGGGGAUACCAAACCAGACCAAAGGAGUAUUGCAUAUCCCCACUGCCCUGCAAGUAGGAACAUGAUGCUGUAGCUGGGAGCCUGAGUUGAUUUGCUUUGGCACGUGUCCCCCCCAAAAACGAGGCUUUUUCUCUGCCCAGUAGCUAUUCACUUUUCAGCACUGCUUAUGUCAAGGACUCCUACCCUAGGAAAAGGGCUACUGCUUUCUGUGGCAAAAGCAGAACAAAUUCCAUGCAGAGGUCACUUUUUACCUAGGUUACUUUUACCCAUUGUUAGUGCUCCCAAAAUGGCCUGUAAUGCAAGAGUGGUGCACUGGGCCACAAGUUUCAAGCUUCUGCUUCUUACCCACUCAAGCAUAUGCUAUGCUGAAAACUUGUGCUCCUGAAAUCUAUGUACCUCUAGGCUGUUCACCUUCUGAUUUCCCAUUUAAGGCUGCAGGUAUCUGUGCCUGCACCUCUGGAGGUGGUCCUGGCUGCCUGGUCACCCACCCAGUGCAUUGCCCACGUCCCUGCCCAUCGUCACCACCUUUCCUCUUUUUGCCCCAGCUCUCCUUCAGCUCUUUGUGAUGGAAACCCAAUCACAUACACAACUCAUCUAUCACUUCACCUCCAACACAGCCCGUGCUGCAGGCAGCAGCCAUUGGAGUGUACUGUCCUGAACUGUGCUAAAGGACACUAAGAAGGGUUCAUGUGGCCCCUUCCACCAACCUGUGGGCAAGGGAAUGGUUCAGCUGCCUGCCUUGAAUCCAAAAGAGUCAUAGCAUUGUCUUGCUGCUGGCCUGCAAGGUACUACAUAGCCACGCGCUUCUUCUUCUCUACUCAGUUCUGUAGAAAAACAAACAAAAGUAAUUAGGCAUAAAGUAGAACUCAGCAUAAAGUAGCACAUUUUCAACCUGAUAGGUUUUACCCCAUUUUCUGCCACAAUACAAGAAGCUAGUUGAAGAUGAGGAUGCAGAUUUAAGGGAAAAUAGUUUCAACCAUUGGCAACCCAGUCACAUAAUUUCUAUUGCAGUUCACUUAAUUUUGUCCCUUUCUGGAGAGUGAAAAUACAAACUGGUGGUACAAAGGGCAGGGCCUCCUCCAUUGAACCAGUCUGAAAUAAUUAACUCACGCAGCAAAGGCAAAGAAGCAGAGAAGUACUCAAACCUACCACCUCUAUGCCAUGGCCUCAGGGCAUCUCAUGGCAGCCCACAAUUAGGACUGGGUACAAUUCCUGCCCACAAUUAGGACUGGGUACAAUUCCUGCCUUACCAUAAACUUCACUCACAUUUAUCUAUAAGACUUUAAGCCAGAACAUACCCCUUUAAUUAAAAACAUUUUUGUAGCCAUUAAUAAGUAGCAGUGUGUAACCAAUGAAUAUACGGAUGUUGUAAUCAAGAAAUACACAGAAAAGUUAGGCUAAACAGGUUAUCAUGCUAAAGAAAAAUGGAAAAUACACAUAUCCUGGGCUCACUGAGAAGACUCCAAGAGGAGCAAUCUCUAAGAGACCCUUCCCCAGUGGUAGUCAGCUCUUAAAUGGGGUCUAGGAGAGGUGGAACAAGGCUCCUCUCCUUCCAGUAGCACAGUCUUCACCUGUGCUCCUAGGACUGCCUCAUUGCUCACCUCAGGUGGUCAAUCAGAGGUUCAGGCCGUGAUCAACAGUUCCCAUACAGGCAGACAGAAGCGACGAGUUCCAUAAUAAAGUUUAUUUAAUCAGAACUAUGCUUAGGAAAAUACACUUGAAAGGGUUAAUAUAAUGCAAUUUAGUUUAAUUUUACACUACUUUUUGAACAAAAGACUUAAAACAUACUUUAAGUGAAAAUAGGAUGUAUGAUCUGGCUUGUUUUACAUUAAAAACGUAGAAAAGGCCAUCAUGCACUACAGUAGAGAACAUGAAAAAAAAAAAAAAAUUACCUUUGGUUUUAUUCAGAGAAUACAAGUAUUGCACUGUAAAAGCAUCAAACAUGGUGCAACCAAAUGUCAUAAACACAACUCCAUGCCAGCUUACAAAAGUUAACUAGGAUAGUUUUAGAGGGAGGAAACGUAUGUACACAUGAAACAAUUCCAUUAGCUAUCUGGAUUCUGUUAAUAUGCAUGCCACUAUCUACACAACUGCCAUUCAAGAAACCUCUUGAAUUUGGUUAAUACUUCUCAGCUAUAUUAAAUCUGUUGAAAUCAGUGACGCUACCACUUCUUAACUGGCCUGGCAGAUGUUAAACGUUCUUCUUUUGUCAAUGAAUGAAGGUCCAGCCUAGAUCAUCGAAACCCAGAAACAAUGACUACAGAAUCACAGAAUCAUCACAACUGGAAAAGACAACUAAAACCAUCUAGUCCAGCCAUGAUUACAAUACAAUGGAUUACAACUGCCUAGCUAUCCACUUCUGGAUCUUUUCUCAAGGCAGUUACAGAGUGGAUAGAUCCAUAGAGAUGAAAACCUCAAACGCCAUGUUGCUCAACCAAGGACUGGCAGUGUAGAGCUGUCGCUGUGCUAAAAACUCCUCAACCCACAUAUCUGAGGUUGAACACUCCUACCGUUCUUAGGCUACUGUUGGCAAAACCAACACAAAAUAAUUUAAGAAUAUUGAGAAGGACAAAGAAGUCACUGUUUAGAGGGAGCUACAUCGUAGUAAAACCAUCAUUGCCGGUGGCUUACCUAAUCAGCAUUCUCCAGUACAAAUAUUCAAUAUUAGCAAUUUCUAACAUCUUAGGUACAUACGAUGCAGUACAUCUUCGCUGCUUUAACAUAACAUACUCCCAAAUCUUGGACAUAAGCCAGCAGAGAAUUCCAACACUGUAACACACCAACAGUAUUUCAGGACGUUGCUGGUAAGGGUCUCAAAGAGACCUGUCUUCUUAACAUUUCUCUAGUCUUAUUUUCAGCUCCUAAUCUUGAGAUAGGAAACACUGCUUAACAGGAACACUGCUGUUUUCAAAGAGUUCUUGUUAGAUCAAGCAUUAAAACCUUGACCACUUCCCAGAAAUCUGCAGUGCAGUACCUCAGAAAACCACACCCUUGUUUUUAUCUCAUCAAGAGACAUUUUAAGUCAGUGUACACCACAUUUUCCAUUUAAAAACAGAAUAAUUAUCAGGCCAGUCCACAAGUUUAUCUGAACAUAGCUGAAGUCCUUGAAGUCUCUCAUAAGAUGGCAAGGGCUCUUUGCAAGGAUAUAAGGGGAGCUACAAUAUCUCUGCACAGUACUGGAAUUUCCAGCAUCUGCUCAUGUUACUCACAAACGUUGGCAACAUUUACAUAUAAAAGAAACACCAUUAAAAAAAAAAAAAAAAAAAAAAAAAAAAGAAA
This is a messenger RNA of Lagopus muta (rock ptarmigan), 7593 nucleotides long. It is a transcript of the gene NOA1, whose product is annotated as nitric oxide associated 1. The record is from RefSeq and is a predicted model, not a curated record. Gene Ontology annotation, molecular function: GTP binding. The transcript has 7 exons. Bases 45 to 1904 code for a protein of 619 amino acids. NCBI's taxonomy places the organism in Eukaryota, Metazoa, Chordata, Aves, Galliformes, Phasianidae.